This is a messenger RNA of Setaria italica (foxtail millet), 849 nucleotides long. Its product is annotated as E3 ubiquitin-protein ligase SINA-like 7. The record is from RefSeq and is a predicted model, not a curated record. Gene Ontology annotation, molecular function: zinc ion binding. Lineage: Eukaryota; Viridiplantae; Streptophyta; Magnoliopsida; Poales; Poaceae. The coding region runs from base 1 to 849 and encodes 282 amino acids. The transcript has 2 exons.
AUGGAGAAGCUCCAGCAGCCGAACGGCAAGAAGGCGAGGCUGGAGUCACCCGGUGUUGAAGUGAAGCAAGAAGUGCAGGAGGAAGGGCAGUCGAGCGGCGGCGGCGCCGCAACUGUGGCCGUGGAAGUCGCCGCCCCGAGAGUGGAGGUCGUGGUGAAUGUCGACAAGGCCUUGCUUCACUGCUCCCUCUGCGCCGUCACCUUCAAGCCUCCCAUUUCCCAGUUCCAGGACGGCGCCUACAGCCGCAACAAACCCUUGGAAGACGUCGUCGGCAGCCUCAGAGUCCCCUGUACCUACGACGUCUGCGGCUGCAGGGCUUACGUCGCCUACCACAACGCCAGUGAACACAAGCGCGAGUGCCCCUGGGCGCCGUUCGCCUGCGCGGAGCCUGGCUGCGCCUUCGCCGGCUCGCCGCCGAUGCUCCGCGACCACCUCAGGGACGCGCACGCCUGGCCCGUGGAGAAGGUCCGCUACAGCCAUCCGUACGACCUCCGGCUGCCGGAGUCGCAGCCGCGGCGCCUGCUCUACGCGGAGGAAGACGACGGGCGCGUGUUCCUCGUCUCCGUUGGCGCGCACGGCGGCGCGCGGCACGGCGCCGGGGUGGCGUGCGUGAGCGCGGCCGCCGCGGCGGGGCCGGAGUACUUCUGCAAGAUGUGGGCGAUCGGGAACCCGAGUCCGGCGACCGGACGGGUGGAGUUCGCCAUGGUGGAGGCGGAUGUGCCGAGCAUCAGCUCCGUGCCCGGCGACGCCGCGACGUAUGCUGCGCCACUGUCCGUGCCGCGCAGCAUGCUGCACGGGGAAUCCAUGGAGAUGCACCUCCGCCUCAGGAUUGAAAAGGCGACGAAAUGA